AGGGUUGAUCGAUCCACCGGUUGCGCGCGCGCUCGCCGCAUGCGCGGAAUCAACCCGCCGACAUGCCGCGAGUCGCACGCACCCCCGAGCGAGAGAAAGAGAGAGCCGUUGCCGACCGAUAACUCGCGAGGCCCAGGAUCCGUAAAUAAACGCACGAGUCUUACCUUUUUUCCCCUUGAAUUUUCCGUGACGUGUCGCGCACGAUAGGAAAGACCACGCGGGUGUGGCCGUGUGGGGGUACGUGCGUGCGAUUGGGGUUGUGCGAGCGAUCAGCUCACAGCAGCGCGCGACCAUCGUGUGCGUGUCAUCGCCCAUCGUACGAACGUACUAAGUCGAUGGUACCAUCGACGGCGACAGCGGAUGUACGGUGAGCGUCAACCCGGCUUGGCCGAUUACGCCAUCAGGCUGCCGCCACCAAGAAGGGAGGAAGUCUGUCUCGCGUGCCAUCACACAUCAAUGGUUCAGCUGGGAUGCCGGCCAUGGAAUCUCAGUUUAACGAGCGUGAUCAUCCUGGCGCUGUCGAACAUGCUGCUGACGUUCCUGCUGUUGCAAUCGGAGACUUGCGCGCCAGAAGCGAUCCCGCGGGAAGUGGAGAUGAACGCCGUCACCGAGUGGAAUCUCGGCACUCUCGUCAAGCACGAGCAACAAUCAGAAUGCAUCACGCAGGAUUACCAGCCCGCGUCACCUGACGCUAACAGUCUCAAGCUGGACAUAAAGCUCGGUAGAUGGGACGCCCGGCGGAUGUUCCGGAUGUAUGACUCGGUGCUGGUCGGCAGCAGGUUCACGGAGCUUUCGCAAACCUAUCGGGUGUGUCUGGCUACCCAGAGCUCCGUGGAAAAAUUACACUCACUGGUACAAGUCGCCUUGCAUUGGACCGGCCCGAUGUCCGUAGCGCUUUAUGCCGCCGGUGAUGAAGAAUUUGAGGUGUUGCAGCGUUACCUGGUGUACCUGAGGAGGUGCUACGAAUCUAUUAGAGAGAGAGUGAUUUUCUCUCUUGCCGUGCCGAAAAUGCGAACGCCCAAGAAGCAGCCGCGCGUUUUCGAACUGCCGGACCGUGUCGAUUGUGCCAAACCGGAAGCUACCCUCAACGAGUUCAUGAGCCGCGUGCCCAAUGAGCAGACCAAUUGGCGGAUACGGAAUGUAUAUCCGCAGAAUCACAUGCGGAACCUGGCGCGCAAAAACUGCCAGACGGACUAUGUGUUUUUAACGGACGUCGACAUCGUCCCGAGUUUCAAUCUGACGGUCGUGCUCGACGAGUUCCUUAGGAACGACAACUGUGAUAAGUGCGCCUAUGUAAUACCCACGUACGAGUUGGACACGCGCGUGAGGUUUCCUCCAAAUAAGACGGAGUUAAUUAGGCUCGCCACGAAAGGCUUGGCCAGGCCUUUUCAUCAGAAAGUCUUUAUACAUAAUCAGUUUGCCACGAAUUUCACGAGGUGGCUACAGGAUGUGUCACCGAACCAUGUGCAUCACGAAAAUGUCAAGACUGGUAAGGUGUACAUUAGUCAUGAUGUGACGAAUUUCGAAUUCCUUUACGAGCCUUUUUACGUAGCGAAGGAUAUCGUUCCGCCCCACGAUGAGAGGUUUAUGGGAUACGGAUAUACAAGGAAUACCCAGGUUUACGAGAUGUACGUGACGGGUUAUCAGUUCAAGGUACUAUCACCGGUAUUUACAGGCCACUGGGGACUACAGACUAGGAAGACCAGGCCUGCUUGGCGCGAGCGUCAAAACAGUGCCAACAGGAAACAAUUCGAGACGUUCAAAAAGGAAGUAUUUGCUCGUUACAUGCGUGAUCCGUUGAAAAUGAUGAAGAACAUCAACUGACGAAAGGCUCAUCGAGGAUCUCAUUGAUUUGAGACUCCUCCGUUGAUUAAGUUCGUCCUUAGGCUUAGCAUCGAGGAAUCCAGAGUAGAAUUAGGCCUCUGGCUACCGUCAGUGCUCGCCACGUAAUGUAGUUAAUAGAUUCGAAGUGUUUUUCAUGUGAUCGAACAAGUCAACGAAGAAUUCGCCCGUCUAACAUUCCUUCUUUAUCUUCUAUUAUUACCUUUUUCAUUAUGUUUUAAUGUAUCAGAUCUGAUAAUUUUCGCUCUCUCAAUUUUAUUUAAUUUUGAUAUAAAUUUGACUUAUAGAAUCACUUUUUCAUCCAUCGAUAUCAAUUUAUAUAUUGUAUUAUGUAAACAAGUAUUUAUACAUUCUAAAGCACGAUAACGUGGAAUAGAUAGAACUUUUUGACGAAGGAUUGUCAAUCUUAUCCUUCGGAGUGGGAACAAUGAUGAAAUCCGUAUUAAGUGCAACGAUGAAGUGCCACGAUAUGAGAGAGAACAGAUGCCAGAUCGGCUAACUACGAUCGGCGGAUUUGCGCUACUUAUCGAGCCUUCCGGUUCAGCGAUUCCGCUAGCCGGAAUCAACCGCGAAAGCUCUUGUUACUUCCACUCACGAUUUCCCAAAGUCAUCAGAGACCCGCCAUGCGGGAUCGCGGAAUAAAUAUCUCGUCGUGAGUUUCGCGGCACGUACUCGCGCACGACGAGCGGGAAAACGAGGGCAGGGGAUCUUAAGUGAGCGUACCUCGUUAGCUGUCUGGGGCUUAAGAGGGUGGCGUUUAAAUCCAAAAUCGAUACUCCGCUUGACGCUACUAGCGUAGCGCUUCGAAACGUAAAAUAAACAAAUGGCAUAAACUGUCGUCGUGGCGUAUGGUCUCGGAUUUGUACUGAUAGAAAAUGCGAAAGUAAUUUACAAUAAAUAUGAUAUCUCUCGAGUCGCAGUACUCUUAAUCAUUAGGUUCUUUGAUCCAAGUUAAUUUCUUUCUCUUAUAAAACACGGCACCAAUAAUCUUUUAAUUAUAAGAAUUUGCUAAUUCAGGAAACUUUACGAAUUAAACAUUAGGAUGGAAAAUAGACAAUAAAAAAUUUCAGAAGGUAUAUACUUUGGUCGAAUUUUUAAUUUACGAUAU
This is a messenger RNA of Acromyrmex echinatior (Panamanian leafcutter ant), 2950 nucleotides long. Its product is annotated as beta-1,4-glucuronyltransferase 1. Gene Ontology annotation, biological process: protein O-linked glycosylation via mannose. Lineage: Eukaryota; Metazoa; Arthropoda; Insecta; Hymenoptera; Formicidae. Gene Ontology annotation, cellular component: Golgi apparatus. The record is from RefSeq and is a predicted model, not a curated record. Gene Ontology annotation, molecular function: glucuronosyltransferase activity.